GAACCUACAGCUCUGCCUCAGAGGAUCACACACACUUCAGCUAUCAAGAAUGGAUGUUGAAGUCAGCAGACCGUUAGAGGUGGCAGCACUUGGCCGGCCUUUUAGCCUUGGGAUGCUGUAUGACUGCCGCUCAGACUCACUCAUCCCUGGAAUGACACUGUGGGACCAUAAUGACCUGAAAAACGAUUUAAGAGAAAGGCCACAACCUAAUAGUGCCUUUGAGAUAGUUGCAUCUGAAUCAAUUGAGGACAAAUCUUCAGCACUUAAUGUUGAAGCAUCACUGAAGGCAAGUUUCUUGGGUGGACUGGUAGAAGUGGAAGGAUCAGCCAAAUACCUGAAUGAUCAUAAGACAUCCAAAAAUCAGGCCAGGGUUACACUGAAGUACAAGGCUACCACACAUGUCCAGGAACUGUCAAUGAAUCAUCUUGGAAGAGGCAACGUGAAACAUCCGUACGUUUUUGAUCAGGGAAUAGCAACACAUGUAGUCACAGCUGUUCUUUAUGGGGCACAAGCUUUCUUUGUCUUUGACCGUGAGGUGUCAGAAAAGGAAGAUCAUCAAGACAUUCAGGGGAACUUGAAAGUGAUGAUCAAGAAGAUCCCACUCCUCUCUAUAGAGGGUGAAGGUUCCCUGAAAAUGGAAGACAAGGACAGAGCAAAUGCUGAGAAAUUCUCCUGCAGAUUCUAUGGAGACUUUUCUCUUCAGAAACCUCCAACAUCCUUUCAGGAUGCAGUACAAGUCUACCAGAGCCUGCCAACAUUACUGGGAGCCAAUGGAGAAAAUGCUGUACCAAUGAAGGUCUGGCUGUUGCCCCUGACAGUUUUAGAUUCUUCUGCCGCUCAACUUGUUCGUCAGAUAAGUACAAGAUUAGUUCAGGAGGCACAGAGUGUCCUGGAGGACUUCAGUGAGCUGGAAAUGAGGUGCAACGAUGCAAUGAGAACAACCACUGCACAGCAGUUCCCACAGAUUGGCAACAAACUUAAACGUUUUAAAGAAAUGUGCUCUGAGUUCAGACUGGAGUUUCAACAAAACUUGGCAAAGAAGCUUCCAUCAAUCCGAGGAGGAGGUGAAGAGGAGGCUGUGCUCACAGAGAUACUGAUGAAGAGACGUUCUUCUCCUUUCAACAACAAAAGCCUGAACGAGUGGAUGGACUGUAAAGAGAGAGAAAUCUACACAGUAAUGUCUUUCACCAACAAGAUGAAAAACACAGAGAUCAUCCCAUCUCAGAGUCAUUUGUACAAGGAAAUUCUCAGUGCAGAGCAUGCUGUGUGUUUUGUGUUCACCUCACUGGGAAGUGCUGAACCGUACCUCUCAGCUUUAUCAAACUACUUAAGAGGAGCAACCAAACCAGACGACCCUCAAGAUCCAUAUACUCAUGAUGUAGAGAGGGAACAGUGGUACCUUUCAAAUGAAGUACAUGAUACACUGCUGAGUAAAACAAAGCUGUUCAUUGACUAUGCUGAGGCCAACAAGGAGAACAAGAACAUAAAGUUCCUGACAGUGGGUUUGACAGAUGAGAAACAGAAAGGUUCAAGCAUCCACCUUUAUAAAGACGGAUUUUCUGUCAGUGAGAACUUUGAACCACCUUCAAAGCCUGAAACUGUCACAGUAAGAGACAUAAACCACAACAGUGUGACACUGAAGAUUUCUCCACCCAGAUUUGGAGCAGAGAACAUCACCUCCUACUGUGUUGAGUCCUGUGUCAGUGGAGAGGAUGGAUGGCAACAGAAGACAGAGUCAAAGACUGAAGAAGUCACAGUGAGUGAUCUGAGUCCUAACACAGAGUAUGUGUUCAGAUGCAGAGCAGUGACCUCAGUAGGUGUUGGACCAUCCAAUCAAGUCAGUGGUUCCAUUAAAACACUGCCUUGCAGCCCUCCUGGAAAACCUCAAGUUGAACCACAGUCAGCUGAGGUAUCAGUUAGCUGGGAGAAACCUUCUGAGGUUGGACCAGACGUCCAGGUUUUGAGCUACAUCGUGGAGUACGCCCAAAGAGACGAUAAGGUGAAAGAAGAAGAUCUCCAAUGGAAACAGAUGUUGUCGAGAGCUGAAAAGGUGAUAAUUUCAGGACUCCAGUCAGAGACUGAAUAUGUUGUCAGGGUCAGAUGUGGUUGUGGUGUAGCUGGAAGAAGCAAGGAAAUCACUGUUAAUGUCUGCACAAGAAGACGUGAGUUUGCUCGCCUUGCAGAAUAUCUGAAACAUAUUAGCAAGAGGAUACACUGUGAAUCCCCCUCACUUUACAAACUGCCACUGGAAGAAGAAGAUAUGGACAUAGAUGGAUGCAGGAAGUUCCACUUUGGCAAAGAAAGCAUGAGGCAGAAUCAUACUAUCAUGCUUCUUGGAGCGACUGGAUCAGGAAAGACCACCCUCAUCAAUGGAAUGAUCAACUACAUUGUUGGUGUAGAGUGGAAGGACAACUUCAGGUUUAAAUUAAUUGUUGAGGAUCAGUCAAAAUCACAAGCUGAAAGCCAGACCUCUGAAGUCACUGUGUACAAAAUCAACUACCAAGAAGGGUUUAAAAUCCCCAUCUCCCUGACUGUUGUGGACACACCAGGGUUUGGGGAUACCAGAGGAGUAGGAAGAGACAAGGAGAUCACAGAACAAAUCAGGAGGCUUUUCACCUCAGUUAAUGGAGUCAGUGAGAUUGACGCAGUGUGUUUUGUUACUCAGGCCUCUCUUGCUCGACUGACUGCAACACAACGCUAUGUGUUUGACUCUGUGCUCUCUAUUUUUGGCAAAGAUGUGGCAGAGAACAUUGAGAUGCUGGUGACUUUUGCAGAUGGCAAGCAGCCACCGGUUCUGGAGGCAAUUAAUGUCUCUGGAGUUCCAUGUCCAAAAAACGACCUGGGGCUUCCAGUUCACUUCAAAUUCAACAACUCUGCAUUGUUUGCAGACAACAGAUGCAUCAGUGACAGGACCUGUGAUGAGGAUUCAGAAGAUGAUGAUGACAACUUUGAUGAGAUGUUUUGGAACAUGGGUGCUAAAAGUAUGGAGAAGUUCUUCACUGCUUUGCGUAAAAUGACAACAAAAAGUUUGCUCAUGACCAGAGAGGUUCUAAAAGAACGAAAGCAGCUUGAAACGGCUGUUGAAGGUUUACAGCCACAAGUUAGAGCUGGAUUAGCAAAGCUUGAAGAAAUUAAGACAACCAAAGAAAAGAUCAAAGAGCAUGAAACAGUCAUGACCUCAAAUGAAAACUUUGAGAUUGAGGUGGAUGUUAUAAAGCCUGUCAAAAAACAGCUCACAAAGAAAGGAGAGUACAUAACCAACUGCCAGAAAUGUUCAAUAACAUGCCAUUAUCCAUGUGCAAUAGCAGAUGAUAAUCAAAAAGCCAGCUGCGCAUCAAUGGAUGGGACAGGGAAGUGCACCGUCUGCCCUGGAAAAUGCAUCUGGAAUGUGCAUUUCAACCAGACAUACAGCUGGGAGUAUGUUAAAGUGAGAGAGAAGCUGACUCUGCAAGAGUUAAAAGACAAGUAUGAAAAAGCUACAAAAGAAAAGAUGACAGUUCAGGAAUUGAUUGAGAGACAAGAGGAAGAGAUUGUGCACCUUCAAGACAUGAUAGUGUCCCUCAUGGAUCAGUCAGCUCACUGUAUAACUCGUCUGCAAGAGAUCGCCCUGAGGCCUAACCCUCUGACCACUCCAGAGUACAUUGACAUGCUGAUUGAAGGAGAAAAGUCUGAAGCCAAAGAGGGUUACCAGGCUCGAAUCCAGUCCUUGGAGGCAAUGAGAGACAGAGCAGAAAUAAUCUCCAAGGUCACCAGAAGAGAUAAACUUACAAAAACAGAGGAGGAAUUGUCUGAAGAAAGACAGAAGAGGAAAGAAAAGAAAGGUUGGGUUCAGAAAAUUGGAAAUUUCUUUGGAUAUAAUAAUUAACAGGUACAGCAAAAAGCCACACUAGCAGCUGCCACAGUGAUGAUGAUGAAAGAUAAUCUUUAAAGUUCUGCUAGGUCAUGCUAAUAUCAUAUCAAUAAUAUGAGCAUUAUAAUAUGCUCACAAUUAACAAGAUAAAAGAUAUAUGCUAAUGCUAAUAUUACUAUUAGCCUUUUAGCAUUUAUACUGCUAUUGUAAGAUGAUGAUUUGUAUGGAAACAUGCUACAGCUGGUGUGAGCACGCACUCACACUUCAGGGUAACAUGGUGAAUGCUGAAAAAACUUCUGUCGUUAUCUCUUGUUAAAUAAUUUGUUUUUAAUAAUCAGCAACCACGUGGUGAAAGAGAAUGAUCUGAAUGUUUUCUUACAUUCAGUAAACUGUUUAUCUAUGUUUGUUUGACUCAUGAAGUGCCAUAAUUUUGUUAUUGAAACUAUUUAGUACCUGUAUACUGCACCUACAGUAGUAAUAUAAUAAUCAGUUAUACUCAGCAAACUUUAAGACAUUUUUAGGAAGAUUCUGUUCUGUCUUUUAGUUUCUAAUAAGAUGUUGAUAUCAACACUCAACAGUAACAUUUUCAUUGAUUUUCGUGCUGAUUAUUUUCAUCAUUGAUUUAUCUGCUGGUUAUUUGUCUUCUAAAACAUGAGUGAAAAAUGCUCAUCACAGGUUCAUAGAUCCCAUGAUGAACUUUAAAGCUUUAAACCUUGGAGCCUGAAUAUUUAGGUUUCUGCCUAUAGUUUCUAUAUUUUAUCAAAGUGGAAAAUGAAUGUAGUUAAAACUGAGAAUGAUCUGUUAUGUGUAUAUGCAAACUGCUGAUCAGCAGUAAUUACAGCUCAGUGAAACAGCUGGUCCUGAGACGACUCAGUUUGUCUGUACUGUUGGUGCAAAUAAACCUACAUGAAUGACA
Molecule: messenger RNA, 4766 nt
Organism: Lates calcarifer (barramundi perch)
Lineage: Eukaryota; Metazoa; Chordata; Actinopteri; Centropomidae
Exons: 3
Coding region: 50-3865 (1271 amino acids)
Molecular function (GO): GTP binding; protein binding
Source: RefSeq, a predicted model, not a curated record